Centropristis striata (black sea bass) is the source of this 2671-nucleotide messenger RNA. RefSeq names its product PWWP domain containing 2B (gene pwwp2b). The record is from RefSeq and is a predicted model, not a curated record. Lineage: Eukaryota; Metazoa; Chordata; Actinopteri; Perciformes; Serranidae. Gene Ontology annotation, cellular component: nucleoplasm; nucleus. The transcript has 3 exons. The coding region runs from base 405 to 2273 and encodes 622 amino acids.
GAGGUCACAGUGAUCUCACUUUUGCAACAUAUGAGAAAAUGCAGUCAUAGUUGAUGCAUUUUCCACUAUAAUGGUGGUACAGGGUUGAACAGAAUCGCCAUUAUAGCCUCUCGCUGUUUUAAAACAGAAGGUAAAGUCUCUCCUUGUGAAUGGCAUCAAAGCAGUCAAAGUGAGGCGGAGGGUCGGCCUUGUCUGGAGGUUUCUGCUCCUCCAGCUCAGGGAGCGUGAUGUCAGCGGUGGCAGUGCUGGUGUAAUUGACUUGGUGGGGGUGAUGGCGUCAUUUCAUGCCCUGGUGUAGCCUCCUGCUCCAAUAGCGAAGGGGAGACGGAUCUUUAGCCGACGCGACCGUGGCUCCCUUGGCCGGGAUCGAGCACCGCCGAGCCGGACACUUGACGCCGGGAAACAUGGAGGCUGUGGCCGAGGAGCUGCGGGCCGGCUCUCGGGUACCUGUCACUAUCGAUCAAAUAGUUAACGAUACACUGGUGGUGACGCUGACCUACCGAGAAAGGAACUAUACGGGGAUAUUACUGGACUGCAACAAAAAGACUGGGCUAUUCUGUCUACCAGAGUUCACAGCAAAACUUGAGGACUGCCCAAUACCUACACCAGCUUGUGAAGUCCCAGAAGUUCUGAGUGAGGAGCCGGUUUCCAAAUCUCCCAGCCAGGCUUCGCAAAGACCAAAGGAUGAAAACACUCUCCCAGAAAGCAGUAUACCUGCUGCACCUCCUUCCUGCCCUAUACCCACACCAGUACCAGCUGGACAGACUCCUUACCCUCCUUAUUUUGAAGGAGCCCCCUUCCCUCAGCCCUUAUGGGUGCGCCACAGCUACAGCCAAUGGGUACCUCAGCCCCCUCCGCGACCAAUCAAGAGAAAGAAGAGGCGGUCGCGAGAGCCAGGCCGCAUGACCAUGAGUACUAUCCGUUUGCGGCCGCGGCAGGUACUGUGUGAAAAGUGCAAGAACACACUGAAUAGUGACGAGGACAGCAAAGACGGCAUAAGCAACACUAAGAAUUCUAGAAAAGAGAACGCACUACAGAGCGACGACGAGGCCGAUGACAAGGACACUCCGUCGAAGCUGUCGAGAAAAGAGGAUGUAGUCGCGUCCAAGGACACUAAGAGACGUGAAAACGGCACGAGCCUUGACAGCAAGCGCCUCAGGAAGGACAAAAGGGGGGAAUCUGAAGGGGAGAAGUUCCCCGGAGGUGACGUUAUCCCCCACAGUCCUGUCAUAAAGAUCUCCUACAGCACUCCACAGGGCAAGGGGGAAGUCAUGAAGAUCCCCGCUAGGGUCCACGGUUCAGUCAAACCAUUCUGCCCCAAACAGCUGGUGCAGAACGGUGUGGGAGAAAAUGGCAAGACGCCUUCUGACCCCACGAAGGAGCAACGGCACAUUUUAGAUGCCACAAGGUCCGGCCUCACCGUGUCCAUUCCCAAACUCAAACUAACCAGGCCUUUUACGACCGUGGGUCAGGACUUGCCUUCUCCAAAGAUCCACUUGAGACCCCCUCAGAGGGAGAGCGAGGAGGGCGUGGUCGAGUACGAGGCGGAGUUCGUAGGGGGCACCAGGAGACGGAGCCCCAGGGUGCCCGGUCCCUGCCUCCCCCACUCUGAAGACUCGGGGGAAGGUAAAAACUCUUUGGAGUUGUGGUCGGGGAGUUCGGGAGAGGAGGCGGAUCGCGGCCACAGCGACCUCACGCUGCUUAUCAAUUUCCGUAAGCGUAAAGCGGAUUCUUCCAGCCUGUCGGUCUGCAGCAGCGACAGUCUGGACGAGUCCAAGUCCUUCAGCUCCGACGGCACCUCGCCAGAGCUGUGCGACCUGGCUCCGGGUGAAGACCUGUCCGUCACCUCGUCGUCCGUACCCUCGCGGGAAGACUGCAAGACGGUGCCGCCGCUUACGGUGCGGCUGCACACCCGUAGCAUGACCAAGUGCGUAACGGAGGAGGGUCACGCCGUGGCGGUGGGCGACAUCGUCUGGGGGAAGAUCCACGGCUUCCCCUGGUGGCCGGCGCGCGUCCUCAGCAUCAGCGGCACUCGGAAACAGGAGACGGCCAGUUGCGAGGCCCAGUGGCCCCAGGCCAAGGUGGCGUGGUUCGGUUCGCCCACCACCUCCCAGCUCUCCGUUGCCAAACUGUCGCCCUUCAGGGAGCUCUUCAGGUCCCGCUUCAACCGCAAGAAGAAAGGGAUGUACCGGAGAGCCAUCCUGGAGGCAGCCAAGGCCGUGGGCCACAUGAGCCCGGAGAUUACAUCGCUGCUUUCCCACGGUGACACGUAGAAGCUGAGGACUGAAGAGAGGUCUCCGAGGUUUUUCUGAAUUCUCAGACUGUGUCAUCAAGACCCAGGAGGGAGUACGUGCGGUUGCCACGGCUACUAUUUAUAUGCCGUUUUUUUUUUUUUUUUUUUUUCUUUUUCACAAGGCUGGUUGAAACAUGGCCGCCAAGGUGGAGUGAUGUUGAGACUGGAUAAGGAUGCAAAAAAAAAAAAAGAAAAGGGCCAGACAUCUCAUGGUCAACUAUGAACUAUUCCUCCGUUUUUUUUUUUUUUGUUUUUAUUGUUUUCUAGUUUUAAUCAUAUUUCAAUAGAGCCGAAUAACGACACUACAAGGACCCAAAUGUAUUUAUUAUUAUUAUCUGUAACGGUUUAUUAUUAUGAUCCACCCUACUACUACAAUCU